Messenger RNA from Xenia sp. Carnegie-2017, 1917 nucleotides. RefSeq names its product zinc finger MYM-type protein 1-like. NCBI's taxonomy places the organism in Eukaryota, Metazoa, Cnidaria, Anthozoa, Malacalcyonacea, Xeniidae. Bases 1 to 1917 code for a protein of 638 amino acids. The transcript is spliced from 3 exons. The record is from RefSeq and is a predicted model, not a curated record.
AUGACUGAAUGCAUUGUGGAAUCACUGUUAUCCCGCUCAUUUGGAUUGAGACCUUUUUCCGAGAAACGAGAGAUCGUCGAAGGUGGCCGUCCCACUCCUGAGUUGCAAGGACUACAUACAACAUCCAAGCGAAGUGGUAAAGUCUUUAUUCGAAGUUUUCAGACGUCAAAUUACGACAAGUACAAAUGGCUGGCUGGCUUCUCAAAAUUGAAUAAGUUAAUUUGCUGGCCGUGUCUUUUGUUCAACUCAACAGACAAGACAGUCUGGUGCAAGAAGGGAUACGAUGAUUUGGCCAACCUGUGUAAUGCCGUCAACAGACACGAGAAAACGAAGACACGCUUGUCCAGUUGCCUAAUGAAUGCCAGUUUUGGGCGUACACGCAUCGACAUGCAGCUAGACGAACAGGCCCGUCAACACAUCUCAGCUCACAACUUGAUGGUGCACAAGAAUAGAGAAGUACUUCGCCGUUUCAUUGAUGUUGUUUGCUUUCUUGGCAAACAGGAACUUUCUUUCAGAGGUCGGGUGGAGCUGGAGGAGUCUGCCAACAGGGGCAAUUACGUCGAAUUGAUAAAACUGCUAAGUGCAUAUGACCCCACGCUUGAACAGCAUCUUCAUACAGCAACCGUGUUUUCUGGACUUUCUAAUCGUAUCCAGAAUGAUUUAAUUGUUGCUGUCAAGGACGUUAUGUUGGAAGCAAUAAAAGAUGAAGUGAUGAGGAGCCCAUUUGUCGCUAUUUCCCUGGAUGAAACCUCCGACGUUAAGACCUUAUCGCAGCUAACAACUAUAGUUCGCUAUGUCAACCCAGAUGGUAAAGCUGUGGAGCGUUUUCUUGGAUUUACCGAUGUAAGUGAGGAUAGAACUGCGGCUAGACUGAAACAAGAAGUCGGUAAAACCCUGAACGAGUACGGAUGCGGCGGAAAACUGAUUGCCCAAACGUAUGACGGUGCGAGUGUGAUGUCAGGAGAACUGUCCGCUGUCUCGUCAACUAAAGAGUGUCGUAUAUUUUUUAAAACCGUCACUGGUCUUUCAUCCUUUUUUCACGCCUCGUCCAAGAGAACAUACCUGUUGGACACAGUUGUCGGCAGACGCAUUCCCACUGGAACAGCUGUUCGAUGGCACUAUCAGAGCAGGUUAAUCCAUGCUGUACUGGAGACAAGAGCAAAGCUGCUCGAAGUUUUCGAAUACAUCAUCGAAAAUGAUGACGAGUUUGACGAAAUAUUUGGUCUUACGGAUGUUUUGUAUAAUAUCAUUCAGAGUAAGCAGUUCGAUAUUGUCUUCUGUGUCACGAAAGUUCGCGAGACGAAAGAUAAGAUUCAAGAACAACGAACAAAAUUCGUAGAUUAUUGGAAUUUUACGUCAAGUAUCGUCAAAGUAGCACUGAAACGCGGGCAAAGUGAAGAGGAUGUAAAGGCGUCCUUCCGUGAAAUGUUUUUCUGUGCAGUCGAUACCAUUGUCGUGCAGAUUGACUCUAGAUUCGAAAGUCUUAACAGCAGAGCAUUCGUUUCUUUGUUGGAUUAUUCAAAGCACGAACUGUACAGCCGGAAUUUUCCCGAACGAGAGCUGCAAUCGUUGCAAGAUUCAUAUGGAACAUUCUUUAAUCUUCAAGCACUAAAAAGUGAACUAAUCGUUGUAUACGCAUCUGCCGAGCUCAAAUCGAAACCUGUUUUUGAUAUGAUAUCAAAAAUAAUCGAACUUGACUUGAAAGCCUGUUUUCCAGAGGUGUACCGAUUGUGUCAGCUCAUUCUUACUAUGCCAAGUACGUCCUCCUCUGCAGAAAGAUCGAUCAUUUUCGGCUCUCAAGCGUAUCAAAACGUAUCUUCGCAGUACACAAGGGCAAGAGCGACUUUCUGCAUUGGCUAUAAUUUCAAUCGAAAAGGAGAUGUUGGUAAGUUUGCAGGGGAAGCCACGAUUCUAUGA